Parathielavia appendiculata is the source of this 1477-nucleotide messenger RNA. RefSeq names its product ClpP/crotonase. The transcript has 4 exons. The record is from RefSeq and is a predicted model, not a curated record. The coding region runs from base 172 to 1032 and encodes 286 amino acids. Gene Ontology annotation, molecular function: delta(3,5)-delta(2,4)-dienoyl-CoA isomerase activity. Gene Ontology annotation, cellular component: mitochondrion. NCBI's taxonomy places the organism in Eukaryota, Fungi, Ascomycota, Sordariomycetes, Sordariales, Chaetomiaceae.
AACGAACGAAAGAGGACAAUCCAUACCCAGUCUUACCUGACCACGGACUACAACAUCCAUUUCCACCCUCACCGGCCAUCCCACAGCAGACUUCACAUCCCCCAAUACAGCGGAAAGUACCUUACUAGUAAUUCACCACCCAUCUCAAAACCUACCAGAGACAUCGAAACCAUGGCCACCCAACCCCAACCCCAACAACCAGCCUCCACCUACUCCAAUUACCAACACUUCCUCAUCACCACCCCGGCGCCCUUCGUGGCGCACGUCGAGAUCAACCGGCCGGCCAAGCUCAACGCCUUCCACGAGGCCAUGUGGCUGGAGCUGCGCUCCGUGUUCCGGCAGUUGUCGUCGGACCCGGACGUGCGCGCCGUCGUGCUCUCGGGCGCCGGCGACCGCGCCUUCACGGCCGGGCUGGACGUCAUGGCGGCCGCCGGCGGCGACGGCGAGAACGGAGACGGGGCGAGGAAGGCGGCGCGGCUGCGGAGGCAUAUAGCCGAGUUUCAGGAGUGUAUCUCGGCGGUGGAGCGGUGUGAGAAGCCCGUCAUCUGCGUCAUGCACGGCAUCUCGAUCGGCCUGGCGAUCGACAUCUCGUGCUGCGCCGACGUUCGCGUGUGCGCCAAAGACACGCGGUUCGCCGUCAAGGAGGUCGACAUUGGGCUGGCGGCCGACAUUGGCACGCUCGCGCGGCUGCCCAAGGCGGUGGGCAGCCAGUCGUGGGUCAAGGACGUGUGCCUCACGGCGCGCGACUUUGGCGCGGCCGAGGCGCUCGCCGUCGGCUUCGUCAGCCAGGUGCACGAGUCGAAGGGCGCCGCGCUGGCUGCCGCGGUCGAGACGGCCCGGUUCAUCGCAUCCAAGAGCCCCGUGGCAGUGCAGGGCACCAAGGAGCUGUUGAAUCACAGCCGGGAUCAUACGGUUGAGGACAAUCUGCGGUAUACGGGCGUGUGGAAUGCCGCCGCCCUCCAGACCGACGACCUCACAAAGGCUUUGACGUCGGGUCUCCAGAAGAGAAAGCCCACAUUCUCGAAGCUCUGAGUAUCAACCUUGGAUACCAAUCCCUUGUGCUAUAACACUGAGACCACUAUCACCCGCGAUGCGACCUAUUAAUAGAUCAUAAGCGUCAUUAGUCGUAUGAGGCCAGCGGCAUCCGCUGUCCAUUUCCUCGCCGCAUGCCAUGUGAGAAGCAAGCUUAGACCCCGACUCCCGGGGCGCCAAGGCGAUUCAGCCAAAACGUGCCCUCAAUGCUUUUCGCGAGUGGUGAUUCAAGGAAAACCCAAUCCAAUUCCCCGUUGGAUCUUCUAAUCACUAUCCUCCAGAGGUUCCUCCGGGCGGUAUGUCUCCUUGAGACGCUGGUGGCAGAAUCGGGUCAGGCGCGGAAUCUGGGAUGGAACGGUUCCUUUUCGCAACAAGACUCACCUCCUCGAGCUUCUGCUUAAGUAUGUGUAGCAUGGCUUCCUUUACGAAAAGGUGUGUCUCGUCG